This is a messenger RNA of Macadamia integrifolia, 869 nucleotides long. RefSeq names its product ribulose bisphosphate carboxylase small subunit, chloroplastic 3-like. The coding region runs from base 78 to 605 and encodes 175 amino acids. NCBI's taxonomy places the organism in Eukaryota, Viridiplantae, Streptophyta, Magnoliopsida, Proteales, Proteaceae. The transcript is spliced from 3 exons. The record is from RefSeq and is a predicted model, not a curated record.
AAUAGUAUACUACUAUCAUUGUCAUUCUCUAUUUAAAUUCAAGUUGAUCUUCUUCUUUGGACAACUAUUAGAAAGGAAUGUCUGCCAAUAUUCUCUGUACUCCGGUGACGGUUUCCGGCUACUCCGGCCUCAAAGCCACCUCCCUGAAGUUGUCUCCGCACAAGUACUCGAUUGGAUGGAACAAGAAAACUGUCUCCAAUGGCUCCAGAACUCACUGUAUGCUGACAUGGAAUCCAAUCGAUAACAAGAAGUUUGAGACACUCUCUUACCUCCCGCCGCUCUCUGAUGAAUCUAUUGCAAAGGAGAUUGAUUACAUGCUCUCAAAGGGAUGGAUCCCUUGUCUUGAAUUCGAUGAGACGGGAUACGUUUAUAGGAGCAAUAGCCGGAUUCCAGGAUACUACGAUGGAAGGUAUUGGACACUGUGGAAGCUACCCAUGUUUGGGUGCAAUGACUGUUCUCAGGUCCUCCAUGAGAUCCAUGAAUGCAAGAAGACAUACCCCAAUGCUUAUAUCCGUUGUAUGGCCUUUGACAGCAAACAUCAGGGUCAAUGCAUGGCCAUUGUGAUUCAAAAACCCACUGCUACCACAACCACCACCUCCACCUAAACACUGAUCUCUUUUGUUUCCCUUUAGUUCUUUUAGGGGUGCUUCCUUUUUUAACCCUUUCUUGGGUAGAAAUAAGAUGGUCGUGCACUUGAAGUGUGUAAGUGUGUUAAGGAUAGAAGGGUUAUGUAUUAACUUUAAUGAAGAGUAUUGGUUAUAGUAUGAUUCUGAGAAAGAAUCCUUUGGGCCAUUGGUUUCUGCUUUUAAGUUCACUUUUGCAAGAGUUGUACUAAAUAAAACUUCGUUGGUUAAGAGAGAGGUUUAAUA